Molecule: messenger RNA, 5858 nt
Organism: Syngnathoides biaculeatus (alligator pipefish)
Lineage: Eukaryota; Metazoa; Chordata; Actinopteri; Syngnathiformes; Syngnathidae
Gene: rab11fip5b
Product: RAB11 family interacting protein 5b (class I)
Exons: 7
Coding region: 579-4625 (1348 amino acids)
Biological process (GO): regulated exocytosis
Cellular component (GO): secretory granule; mitochondrion; recycling endosome
Molecular function (GO): small GTPase binding
Source: RefSeq, a predicted model, not a curated record
GUACUCACUUUUAGGAGGUAGUGAAUUUCUAUAUAUUUAAGACACAGUACAGUAUGUCACCAGUGUCAAUACUCUCGUGUAUGCUGAAUAUGCACAUAACGUUGCAUCAUUUUUUUUUUGUUCAUUUCACGCCGGUGUCCAUUAGAUAGCGUCAGAGCAAUAGAGAUGACGACCACGUCAGGAAGCCUCCAAAAUUGUGCCGCAUAUGCUGUAUAAUAAAAAAUCGGUUGUUCCAUACAACAGCUUGCAUCCCCUUGUCGUCAUCUGUUUUCUCUUAUGUUGGUGUCGCAUCGUCAUCGUGUUGCGCGAUGACGAUGGGCUGCACAUGGUCGCACGUGGCUUUCACAGAUGUGAUUUUUUUUUUAAAUGUAUUUGGGGUUUUUUUUGCUAUCCAUUUUCAGUGCUGAUCAUGUGACCGUGACGGUUCCGCCCAGAACAACUUCAGCAGCAUGUGUUGACAUUCCGCACGGCGCGUCCGGCGUGCUUGCCGGUUCUCUUCCGGGAUGGACGUGUGCACACCGGCUGCUCCGAGCCGCCUCGCAGCCUGAAAAGUGACAGCUAAAAAGCGGCGGUCAAAGAUGAUGUCGCUCAUCGAUCUGGACGACGAUCAGCGGUGGGUGCCCACGCACGUCAAUGUCACCGUGCACCGGGCCAGGGGGCUGCGGACCAAGAGCAAACACGGCAGCCGCUACCUAUACGCGGUGGUCCAGGUGGGCAAGGACAAGUACACCACUGGCCUGGUGGACAAGGCCGAGGUGCCCGUGUGGUCCGAAGAGUGCUGCUUCGAGCUCCUCCCGGGCAUCCUGGAGGCAGACGGGGCAGCUGGAGGCGGCCGCGGAGCCUACCCGCCCGGGAGCGCCGACCUGGUGCUCACCGUCAUGCACCGAGUCCUGAUUGGGCUCGAUGUGUUCCUUGGCCAGACUGUCAUCCCGCUGGAUCGCAUGUUUUUGGAGGGCGCGUGCCUGAGAGACCAGUGGUUCAAGCUAGAUUCGAAGGCGGGACGGAAGGCCAAGGAGCGUGGCGAAUUGCAGCUGACGGUGCAGUUCACCCGCAAUAACAUGACCGCCAGCAUGUUCGACCUCACCGCCAAGGACGAGCGGCGCUCUGCUUUCGGGAAACUCAAGGAUCGCGUCACAGGGAGAAAGCGCCCUGAUGCGGAAUCUUCCUCAGCCAUUGUGCCGGGGCGCUAUGCUGCUCUUUCGGUGACCCCGGGUCAGCCGUUGGACGACGAAUGUGGGGGCGCCAUCCAUGACCAAGACACGGCAAUAACAGAGGAAAAGAAGAGCAAGGUGAAAGAUUUUUUCAAAGGGAAGCUGAGAAAGUCGCCCGACACCAGGUCAUGCUCAUCCCUGGCUUCCGAUAGCAGCGCCUCCUCCAUGGCGAGUGACACACUUGGCCCUCCUCCUGCUCUCGGCUUGCUCUCAGAUCUCCCCAGCUCACCUGUCUAUACCACCGUCACACGUGUUGACCCCCACUGUCGAGACAGAGAUCUAACUAAAACAGUGCUCACUAGUCAGCACGCCACAAAGAUUCUGACACACAAGCGAGCCUUCAGCGAUGAAGCCAGUAAGAUCAUGACAUCGAUCCCUCUAACAAAGCCCAUCAUGGAGUCCGUCAAAGGCCAUCAGAUCAUGAGUCCGUCCAAGUCUUCAGUGUGCAUAAAUGGCAGCCAUGUGUAUGACUCUGAGCCUUCAAUCCUGAAGAACGCUGGAGUCAUGCCGUGCAAGUUGGUCUUGCAGAAAUGCUCCCCACUGUCCCAUUCCCUACAAAACCUCACCAAGCGAAGCGAGGACAAGGAUUCCUUUGCAGAAGGGCGACGUUGGUCCUUUGAUAAGAUGAAAAAUGGGGGAAAGGAGGAAGAGAAGGAUGCUCAACCAGUUGAGGUAGAAGGUCAGCCUGAGGCUACAGAGAACUCUAGUUCUGAAUCUUCUGACAAAGGGUGGAAGCUUAGAAAGACCUUAUUCUCUGGAGGUAGGAGCGAUUCUGCUCCAGUAAAGCCAUAUGGGAUCCAGGCUCCUUCCAUCUCUGAAGGGAGGCUCAGAGGCUGGUUCAGCAGCACAGACUCCAAGAACAAGCCAAGGCGGAAAGUGUCUCCUAAGCUAGAAAGCACCACGGCUAGAUCCCCCCCACUUCCUUGCCCCUCUGUAGGCAGUCACUGUUCCUCCUCCUCUGUUUCCCUCCCCGUUGAACAGAAUCACACUCAUCCAAUCACCCCGCCAUCAACCCCCAUCUCCCCGUCUAAUCCCUUCUUUGAGGAGCUGCAGGGGUCCCUUCCUUGUGCACCUAGCUCCUCAAGCUUUCUGUACACUUCUCAGCACUCCGGCCAGGACAUACCCAGUCCCAUUCAAAACGCUAUACCCUCCAUCAAGAGGGAGCGUCCUAAGCCUGUCGCUAGGCGGAUAUCGCUCCCGGAGUUUCCCAACUGCUCAAGAGAUUGUCCAAUGUUGGUGAGUGUACAGGACUGGGAAGACUCAUUUGACAUGUUUGCUUCAAACAGACUCAACUCACCCAAAGGAAAUACCUCUCAGAUGCAACAGGAAUCUACUCUAGAGUCCACUAAGAGGUGUACUUAUCUGGCAGAAAACUUACAUGCAGAUUAUCAUGUACAAGAGCAACAAAGAUACCAAAAGGAGCCUCCACCAUUACCUCCAAGGAGACCAAUAAAAACGUCAGUGAAUGAGAUAUACUCUGAUGGUUGGCUCCACAGAGGCCAAGAGCUGGCAGUCCACAAAGAAGCCUAUCUACUGUCUCAAACUGGAGUGGCCUCACUGCAGCAUGGAAGAGAGCCAGAGUUUAAAAGACCGACUUCAAGUGUAUCAUCAGACAGCGAGACUUCAAAUUCCCUCAAUGACAACUCUCAGCUUUAUGGAAUCAUCCCUUCCCUGGGAUUUAUGUCCAAAGAGACGCUCAAAAAGUAUGAACCCUUGGAAGACACAACUGACUUCUGGGGGGGCAUGCUAUUUGAACAAGACUUGUAUGGGCGAAUUUUCAAGGGAAAUGUUAGCCAAACAACUUUACAUAUAGGGAACAGCACAGGGAUCAGGAAUAUUCUAAAUUGUGAGACUUCCGUUGCUGACCAUUUGAAGAAGUCACCUAAUUCACUCUUAGUUUCAGAAUUAAAGACUGUUGGGACGCCCCCUCCAGUAGAGUCUAGAGUAUCUUCUAUCAUAAGUCAAACUCCAUGCAUCAACAAAAAUGGGACUUACUUGAAAAACCUACGUGAUCUAAACAUGAAUGUUAGGAAUUCGGAUUUUGAAUUUAUAGAUUCAGAUGGAUCUUCUCAAACAAAGGCAGUUGAAGAUGCCAAAGGUCUCAGCAGCUCAAGUUGGAUCGGUCCACAGUUGUCACAAGAUUCCACAGCAGCUCUUAACCACACAUUAGCUACACAUGCUGACACCUUAAAAAACACCAACAUACCCAAAAGUGACUCAUCUUUGGAAAGAAUCACAGUAUCUAGUAAAAUGUGCAAAGUCUCUCCAGUUUUCCAGGACUUUCCACUUGAGAUCAACAAGAGUAAAAUCGGUGAAACCCAGGAGCAACCUGAGGCCCAUCAGGAGUCCAGUGAUGAUAAAACAGAAAUGGACUGUAAGGACUCUAAUGAUAAUGGGAGCCCUCAAGCUGUGAAAGAAUUGUUUCCACGGGUGGUCAGUGCACGUGUUAGACCCAAAGCAAUUCCAAGAGUGGACAGCAGUGACAAUGCAAGCAGAACUGAUCUUGGUCAACAAUCUUCACUCAUGAAUGAAGGUCCGUCAUCAUAUCAACCUACUAGCUCAGCUCCAUCUCCCAAUCUGGCAUUGGAUAGCAAUGAUGAUAAAGUCUCGAACUGUCAUUGCAAUUUAAACGAUAGGCCUCUAGUACCUUCGAAUGAUGACUCAGCACUUCUAUUAGGGGAUUGUGUGACCGAAAACCCCUCUGAGAUUACUUUUGAAGUUCUUCAUGCCAAAGUUGCCCCUCAUUUGAGAAAUCCUCCAAAGUCAGAGCAGGGUUGUACUUCCCCAACUGAUACUCUUGGUAAUAUCCCUCUUUCCCCUGCUUGUUGCACCUCCACACCCUCCUCAAGCACAAAUAUGCAUGGCAGUGGAACCAGUAGGUCUCUGAUUGUGGCACCCUACUCAACCUCCUCCUGCACUCCAGACACUACCUCCACCACUGAUCAGCUCCCCUUCGAUGCACUGCACUCACUUUUGACUGAGAAGAAAUGGCCAGCUUGCAACCUGCCCCACCAGGAGAGCAGACCACACCUAGUGAAACCUUUAAACCAAUCAGAGAAGAAGGAGAGCCGUUCAGUUCUUGAGAAACUCAAGUCCACCAUAAGCCCAGGACGCACAGCCCAACAGGUGGCAGCUGGACCAGGGAAAAUUCAGGAGCCCGCAGAUGACAGGUCUGCACUGUACGAGCACCUGACGAACAUGGAGCUCAUCUCCUUGCUGCUGCAGCAGGACAUGGACAUGAACAAGCAGCAGGCGGCGUCCGAGUGUCAGCAAGCGCAGCUGGACAAAUGCGAGGCAGAGCUGAAGAAGGUGAAGGCGCAGGUCCGCGACUUGGAGGACUACAUCGACAACCUGCUGCUGCGCAUCAUGGAGCAGACGCCCACGCUGCUGCAGGUGCGCUCCAGACACAAGUGAUCCUCGGAAGAAGUCUUACCACGUGUGAAUGUCAGUUUUAGGAUUUUGUAGGCAGAGACAUGCAUUAGGUCUUCCAAUGAGUAUGAUUUACCUGUUUACACAAUGUUAUUACAUGCAUGCAGUCAAUAAUGACAGGGAAAAAAAAAAAAAGAAUAUGACCAAAAGUUACCGAUUUUUUUGCCAAGUUGCGCUAAGUAGGCUGUUGUCACAUUAAAAUUCUAAUGUAGCAUUUUCAUGUAAAAUAAUGUAAGAAUUGAUAUAACAAUAAUAUAAAAUUGUAUAUUAUUUAUAUUAUGUGUUAUUAUUAUUUGCAGCACUUGGUUCCAUAUAAAUAAAGUUGAGUUGUAAAUGCAAAUUAAGUACCGAUUUUACAAUACUGUGCGUUUAAAGAAAUAUGGAUUGUUUUCAAAAAGUAGAUGCCAUGGAAAAUACAAUGUAGACAAAUUAAAACAAAAUUACAAAUAAAAAUGAUCGUAUAUACAUAUUUCCAUCACCUCUGGAUAUUUCACUGGAUUAAAAAAAUGUUUGAAAUGGGACACCGUGUUCCUUAGCUGCUGUGUUCCAUUUGUUAGAUAAACAAACACAAGUGUUCUUACAGUAAUGUUCUUUCACGUUACCAUAAGAAUAAAACAACUAAAAAGCAAGCACGCCAGUGAAGUUAUUUUUCCGUUCAAGUCUGUUGUCAUGUAUAAAGCAUUGGAUUCUCGAAGCUUCCUGCAGAGCGUCACCGAUCGCACUGUUACCUAAGAAUAAAGUGUGACUCUUCCCAUCGUGUGGCCUCAGUGUUGAAAUGUGCAAUUCAAGCCUUAUGUGAAGCUAUCCUUUUGACCACUAGAGGGAGCGCUCAUUACAUCAUCCCCAACCGACCAAUGUCAGCACUUGGAACAUUAAAAGAUACUUGUACUUUCAACUCAAUCAGCUCAAGUGCAUCUCAGUUCUUUGGAAUAGCAUGGAAAUCUUAAAGACCCUGUCAAGUAAUUUCCUUGUAUUUUUUUUCUCCACAUACAUUAAAUAUGUACAAAGACUGAACAAUUUAGAACUGAACUGCUGAGAUAUAGCGUAAAACUUUCACCUACUCAGCUGUCUGUUUUUUUUUUUUAGGUUAAGGGAUAAAACGGGCACGCUGACGCAACCAGGGCUCAGUGUGAGCAGCCCCUCCCCACUAUAUCGUAUCUCGUGUAGUGCACGGAGUGACGCCGUGGUAACAAACACACUUCACAUUUUGUGCGCUAC